Messenger RNA from Oldenlandia corymbosa var. corymbosa, 2649 nucleotides. The record is from the annotation of a GenBank genome assembly. NCBI's taxonomy places the organism in Eukaryota, Viridiplantae, Streptophyta, Magnoliopsida, Gentianales, Rubiaceae.
AUGCCGGACGAUUCCUUUGUGAUUGAUCAUAAGUUAUUGUACAAUGAUUUGGUUGGACUGAUUUGUGAAAGAGUGGGGUGGAAUAGAAAGAAUGUGAAUUUGAGUCUAUCGAUUUUGUAUGAUACGAUGCGCAAUGGUUUUAGGCGUAUCGCCAAAAUCAAGGACGACGCAUCGUUGCAAGUGUUGUAUUUCCUCCCAAGUUCGACAUAUAUUGAUUUGUAUGUAGAUUUGGAGGUGGCGGGUACUUCUAGGUCCCAUUUGGAAGUAGGGACAAGUAGUGGUAGGCCGAAUGUGGAGAAUGUCGAUUACAUGGAAGAUGAUGAUGUGGGUGGAUCGUUUAUGGAGGAUGGCGAUCACAUGGAAUAUGAUCACGGUGAAGAUGAUGAGGACUACACAUCGAUAAGUGAUCAAAGCGAUGAAAACCAAUCAAUAUCCGAAGGAAGUCGGGAGAGUGAUGAAGAGGUCGAAGACAAAUUCGCCACAAAGGAUAGGCACAUAUAUCGUUCACAGGGUACAUGGGAUCAUACAAAAGUGGACAAGGAUGAUUUUCAACUUACCAUGUGGGAUGGGACAACCGCAACAAUUGGGAUAGGGACUUGUUUCAAGAAUAAGGAAGAAGCAAAAAAUGGUAUUGCAGCGUGGAACAUAGAGCAAAAGAGAGAGUUUUAUGUGAAGGAAAGUGAUGGUUCAACAUGGUCUAUUUGGUGCAAAUCCCUAAAAGAGUCAACCCCUAAGGGUUAUGAUCCUUGCCGUUGGAAGGUACGUGCCUCCUUGAGAGACCACGGUUUGUGGGAGAUUGUGAAAUGGGUGCCCGAGCACAAUUGUAUGAAUGUCACCGAGGAUAACAAUAAUCGGAAUGUGAGCGCAACGCUUAUUGCGCAUCUCAUAAGGCAUAAGGUUGAGUUGGACCCAGAUUAUGAAGUGAAGGUAGUUCAGGAAGAAGUGAAAGACCGUAUGCAUUUCGAUGUUCCUUACCACAGGGCAUGGGAGGGAAGGAGAAAAGCUAUCGAUCUUGUUUACGGCGACUGGGUUUCCAAUUUUGACAUACUUCCAAGGGAUCAGUUAUCUAGCCUAAGGGAUGGGGAUUUUCUAUGGACUCCAUACACUCCCUUCAUCGACGAUCUCCCUGAUUUCUGUAAAGACGGGGUUAAUUUCUACCUCUGUAGGACGUGGAUCGUUUGUUGGGCCAUCAGAGAACCAUACGAGCCCAAUCGGGUCCUUCGUCAAUUUCAAUGCGUCCAAACUGUGCCAGAGUACCCGUUAAUCAAUGACAUUGAUCGCUCGAAUGCGAUACACCACGGAUGCCUUGGGACUGGAAAGGCAUAUGAUGAUUGGGUGCAAAAACACACUGAGUCUUCAAAUCUCAGCGACAUAUAUCAUCUCGCUGAUGCAGCCUUACGGGAAAAUCCAAGUCUCGGUGGUAGUCUGGAGGAUAAACUCUUCCAAAUCUUCGAAAAGAGUUUCAGUGCCCUGACUUUGGGCCCACGUGAUAUGAGCACUCAGUCCGAUACUCAAGUUCUUCAGAAAAGACCCCCUGAGUCAAGUCAAAAUGUGGUACUCACGCAGAAAACAACAUCGAAGGCUACUGGAGGAGGAAGGAGGAAGCGACCGGGAAUUUCAGAUCGAACAAUCAUAGUUCAUCCUAAUCCAACUCCGAUGCAAGAAGAUGAUGAAAAUGAUGAAGGCAAUGAAAGCGAUGAGGAUUACUAUAUUAGGGGCGAAGAAGAAGAAGAAGAAGAAGAAGAAGAAGAGUCCUCUCCACCUUGUGUUUCUUCCCAAAAGAAAAAGAAAACGGUCGAGGUUCGCAAGAGUGAUAGGGUUAGUAAACCGGCCAAGAAGUAUACUCCCGGCGAUGGGGCAAGAAGGAAGAAAAGGUCGUCAAAGAUGGAUAAUUCAAACAACAAGACAGAAUCUGAAAAGUCACUAUCCCUUUUAUCGGUAAUGACAUCUUUUGGAACUUUUGAAGCCUUUAAGAAAGAUAUUGAAUCUGUGGAUGGCAUCAACCAUGUUGGGGAGAAAGGUUGUUUUUAUGUCAUACAAUCUGAUGGUCCUCUGGCGGCGGAUGGCCAAAUUCCUGCUGUAGAGUUUAAAUAUGCUCACUGUGACACUAAGAACGUUGCAGCAUUGCCCAGAUUUAAAGUUCAGGCGGCUGUUGUUGAUUUAACUAUAAUUAUGAUCGUAACAAUUUUUUAUAAAGAUAUGUUUUGUCUAAUUGGAAAAAGUGUCUACCAAUUGAGGAAGAAGUAUGGGAACACAGAUGAAUUCCCACCUGAAAUAAUGAGUUUGGUUGGCAAAACCAUGAUAUUCAGGGUUUCUGUCAACAAGUUCAAUGUGGGAACCACCUCUUCCAGUAAUGGAGUUGUCAUAGACUCUGAACUGGUUCCAGAAAUGAAGAAUAUUCCACCUGUCCAGAGCAAGAUUGUUGAUGAUGAAGAAGAUAACUCAUCCACCAAGAAAAAGGUGGUCAAUGACGAAGAAGAUGUUACACCAGACAAGAAAGAAGUGGUCAAUGUUCCUGCAGAUAGUCCACAUGCUAUUGCUAAUAUAAACGACAUUGCUAUUGAAGAAUCUGGAGAAGGAAGUGUUAAGUCGACUUUGCCAAAGAGGAAGAUUGUUAUAAAGACAGAGAAAGUGUUCAAGAGAAAGUGA